This is a messenger RNA of Coregonus clupeaformis (lake whitefish), 5545 nucleotides long. Its product is annotated as PHD finger protein 20-like protein 1. Lineage: Eukaryota; Metazoa; Chordata; Actinopteri; Salmoniformes; Salmonidae. Gene Ontology annotation, cellular component: NSL complex. The transcript is spliced from 27 exons. The record is from RefSeq and is a predicted model, not a curated record. The coding region runs from base 93 to 3743 and encodes 1216 amino acids. Gene Ontology annotation, biological process: regulation of transcription by RNA polymerase II.
UUGGUUUAGGGUAAAUAUCUGAGCAGAAGAAUGGGAUGAAGACUGAUAUGUACUCAUGAUAUGAGUUUAUAACAAUAACUAUAAUUUACCAAAUGUGUUCGCAAAGCUGCCACAGACAGACAGAUCAUCAGUCUCCAGACGUUGUGAAGAUGAGCAAGAAGGUUCCUUAUCGUCCAGGGAUCACUUUUGAAGUUGGUGCUAGAAUUGAAGCUCAAGACUAUCUACAAAAAUGGUACUCCUCACGCAUUGAGGACAUUGAUUUCGAUGAGGGGAAGAUGCUUGUCCACUUUGAUCGUUGGAGCCAUCGCUAUGACGAGUGGAUCGCCUGGGACAGCACUCGACUGCGGCCUCUUGAAAGGCCAACACUCCGUAAAGAGGGACUGAAGGAAGAGGAGGGGGAGAUGACUGAGAGACUCAGCGAGAUGUCAGCAUCUCGCCUUGAUGAGCUUCCUGGAUGUACAGAGAGCACAGAGGACCAAACAGAGUUACCGCAGCCGAGACAAGAAUUGAGAGAUGGUGAAGAGGUGCUUGCUCGAUGGACAGAUUGUCGCUACUAUCCUGCAAAGAUUGAAUCUGUAAACAAAGAGGGUACCUACACGGUGCAGUUUUAUGAUGGAGUUAUUCGCUGUGUGAAAAGAAUUCAUAUCAAAUCCAUGCCCGAUGAUGCAAAAGGACAGAAGGACUGGAUAGCCCUGGUGAAAGCUGCCUCAGCUGCAGCCAAGGGCAAAGGAAGCAGUACGCCUCGUACCAGUGCCAACAGCAACAAGGACAGGGACGACCUUCACGGAGGGAAGUCUGACGAUGAGGAUGGUGAAGAAGAGAUGGAUGAAGAGCUGCAGGAUCAGUCCGACUCUGACAAACUGGGAUCCCAUGAAGAUGAUGCUGACUGCAAGAAGGAGCGGACAGAAGUCCAGGUGACGUCCCAACAACAGAAGGUGCCAAGAACAGCAGACUGUGAUUCCAUACAAGGGCAGACCCAGAGAGAGACUGGGUCCUCAAUGACAGGCUCUCCAGCCAAGUGUCGGAACAGGCGUCUGAAGCACCACUCUGCGGAGUCCAACAGCAACCAGAACCAGAGACCGUCCAGGCCGCCCUGCUCCAUCACUACUCUGUCCGCUGGGGAGGACACCAUGUCAGCUCCAGAGUCCAUGCUGAGUCCCUCCCCCAGACACAGCUGCCCUGACAUGGCUACCUCAGGUCGGUCUGCUGAGGGACAGGAUCAUAGUGGAAAAAGGCAUGGUGAGGCGGUUCCUACAGGCUCCCCCAGGAGCUCAGAACAGAUCCAGAGGAGGAGACGCUCCCAGCGCCUGGCCACCGUCAGCCCUGAUAUAAACUCGGACUCCAGCGUGACCUCUCACCCCACCACCACCCAGUGCCCUGACCCCUCACCCCAUGGGAGGGAGCACAACACAUCUCACAAAGACCCCUCCUCCACUCCAGAGGAUCAAGUGGCAAACUCUGUGGAGAGGGCAGAGUCAUCGACCCUCCACAACUACUGUGUCGGCAUACCACCUAAACCUCCAACUACUGCCUCCAUCCUCACACCAUCUCAUUCACCAAUCACACACAGAGACCAGCUGACUGACGGGCCAUCAGCCAAUCAUACGGCAGUGGCAGACAAAUUCCCACCCUUAGCUGCAGCCCCUGGUAGGAGGACAACCAGGACCCCUAAACUGAACAAGCACACCAGGGAGCCAAUCAUGAACACCAAGCGGUCUGACGACCCUACGUCUCCCAACGACCUGGACCACUACAAGUGUAAGAUCCCCGGGUGCUCCAAGGCCUUCCGCAAAGCCAAGCUGCUGGACUACCACCUCAAGUAUUACCACAACGCUGACAAGGACCUCCAGGACUCUGAGCUGACAGGCUCCCCAGACAGGGCUGGUCGUACCCGGGCCACCUCAGCCUCCAUGCCCACCACCACCCUGCUGGAGGUCCCUGACAACGCAAAGAGACGCAGGACUGUCUCCACCUCAUCGUCACUGUCCCCUCCGGGCCAUAUGUUCCAACUGGACUGUACUGGACUGGGGGGCUGUCUGAAACCUCCCAAGUUGAACAGGAAGAAGCGCUCCUCUGCCUCCAUGAGCUCUGACAGCACAGAGCUGUCUCUCCCUCCGCCGCCUCAGGAGAAGAGCUUUGAGUCCCUCCACGACAAGAUCCUGAAGAAGGUGAUCGAUAAGGACAAGCACCUGGAGCCAGGAUUAAUGAAGAUUGAGAAGAAGGUGAAACUGGAGGAGAAAUGCCAGAUGAUCGGAAAAAAGAAGGACAAGGAUAAAGAGAGGAGGAAAGAGAAGGAUCACUUCAAAAUCAAACAGAAGAAGAAGAAGAAGAAGAAGAGGAAAUCCAAGCAACACUGUUAUUCGGACUACGAUGACAUGUCCCUGUCCUUCCUGGAGCGGUCUACGUCGUCUUCUCUCCACCGCUCCUCCACCUCCUCUUUCACUUUCCCCUCCUCCUCCUCCUCCUCCACCUCCAGGCACUACCUGUACCCCCGAGCCAUCCUCUCUGUCGACCUCACCGGAGAGAACCUGUCAGACAUAGACUUCCUAGAGGACUCGACCACAGAGAGCCUGCUGUUUAGUGGAGAUGAAUACAACCAGGACUUUGACUCUCUGAACAUGGAGGACUUCCAGGAGGAGGAUGAGGACGGUACCCAGGAGAUCGUCCGCUGUAUCUGUGAGAUGGACGAGGAGAACGGAUUCAUGAUUCAGUGUGAGGAGUGUAUGUGCUGGCAGCACAGUGUGUGCAUGGGGCUUCUGGAGGACAGCAUCCCAGAUCAGUACAUAUGUUACAUCUGCAGAGACCCUCCAGGUCAAAGGUGGAGUGCCAAAUAUCUCCAUGACAAAGACUGGUUGAACAAGGGUCACAUGUAUGGCCUGUCCUUCCUCUCUGAGAACUACUCUCAGCAGAACUCUAAGAAGACUGUCUCCACCCAUCAGCUGUUAGCAGACGUGUUCAGUGUUAACAACAUACUACACGGACUACAGCUCAAGAUGGACAUACUACAGAACAAACACAAUCCCAAUUUGCACUUCUGGGCUCGGUCGUGGGUGAACUCUGACGAGGACCAGCCCAUGGGCGGUCUCCCUGACUGCAUUCACUUCACAGAUCACCUUGACGACAAAUCUCUGGACAACCAGAACUCCUCCAAGCCAGACACGUACAUCACCAGCGAACACAGCUACCAGAAACCCCCCAGCCCCGGACAGCUGGAGCACCGGCCCGCUGCAGACCCCAAUAGCUCCAACAGCCAGGAGGGAGGAGGGGUGGGGGCGGAGUUGGUGGUGGCUAAUGCUAACCCCGCCUCCCACUCCAUCCAGUUCAAGGAAGAGGAGGUAAGAAAGAAGACGACUGCCGUGGCUUUGCCUGGCUGCCUGGAUGAGAGGGGUUCAGACUCAGUGCUGGAUGUGCCUGGCUGCCUGGAUGAGAGGGGUUCAGACUCAGUGCUGGCUGUGCCUGGCUGCCUGGAUGAGAGGGGUUCAGACUCAGUGGAACAUGCCAGGAACUGUCUCCAGUGGCAGAUGAACCUCCUCACUCACAUAGAAGAUGUUCAGAACCAGGUGGCAGGCAGAAUGGACCUCAUAGAGAAGGAGCUUGAUGUGUUGGAGAGCUGGCUGGAUUUCACUGGGGAGUUGGAGCCUCCGGACCCCCUGGCCAGACUGCCUCAGCUUAAACACCGCAUCAAGCAGCUCCUCACAGACCUGAGCAAGGUGCAACAGAUGAGCACCCUGUGUUCUGUGUGAGUUUGUGUUAGCCAGAGUCUGGCCUGGGUCUGGCCUGAGUCUGGUCUGGCCUGGGUUAGCAUGGCAACAGCACUAGGCACCUGGUGGCAUCACAGCACUGCACAUAGGAGAGUCCUAUCCAAACCCAGGGUGUACCCACUACCCGCUGACAUAGACAGACAGAACCCCCUCCUCUCUCUGUGGAGCCGAAGCACACCGUCUGCUGUGGGCCAUAAACUGUCAAACUGAGCACACCUUCUCCUCCUAGACUGACUGGGGGAGUGAUGCUUUAGUUGGCUCAAUACAAGGGGAAUGAAUGAAUGUAUAGAGAUCAACAGGAAAGAGAUGAGUCCAGUGGACUCUUGGUAUUAGAAAGAAGAGUGUUUUGAGUUGGAGUAACUGAAAAAUCUGAGUUGACGAAAUGGGACUUCUGGAUUAAAGGUCAAAGUUGAAUACAGUGUUAGCCUGUAGGGCCCAGGACGUUUGUCAUUUUAACUAAGACUCCCUGUUAUGAAGUUACCACAACGUUUUCAAAAGAGGAAUUGUUAUUUUCAUAACCAGAAGUGAGGUUUGAACACAUACUUCAAUUAGAUUAUCAAAAUGCAAUGAGAUCACCUCAUCAUGGUCCCUUCCCAAAUAGAACCCUAUUCCCUUUAUAGUGCACUACUUUUGACUGUAGUGCACUACAGUAUGUAGGGAAUAUAGGAUGCCAUUUGGGAAGUAUCCCAUCACUCUUUUGCCUCAGUAGGAGCAGAGCUGUAGAAGCCUUGCUUGUGCAAUAUGAGUUAAUGCGAAACUAAGUCACCAAGGUGAAUGUUAGAUGAUAUUAUAGCAAGCUUUAACCUGCCAGAAAUCUGUUCUGUUUGUAAGCGUGGUCUGAAACUUGCUUGAGAUGUUUUAAAAUGUCAAGUUCCUCCUCAAAUUCACGCUUUCAUUCGAUUAUUUGAUUAAGAAAACAGUGCUAACAUCAGUCAUUUAGCUACUGCAUUCUGAGUUAAUUUCUGAAUCUAAUGCCACAUUUUACCAUCAUUAACUAAAUGGUGUUUCAUUCUCUAAUGUGCCAAGUGUAAAAGUAUGACCCACCAAGUUUACAAUGUUAUCAUUCUCACUGAUUCAACAUGGGAGAAGAUCAUGGGUAUAUUUGACUGGUGUAUAUAAUAUACCCAUCCACAGACAUAAGACUGUGUCUUCAGGAUAUCUCCAUGACAACCACAAAAUGGCCUUGAUGUCAUGGGACACCUGUGGCACAUUGUCGCUGAGUCUGUCCCAAAUGGCACCCUAUUCCCUAUGUAGUGCACUACUUUUGACUAGAGCUCUAUGGACCCUGUUCAAAAGUAGUGCACUAUAUGGAAUAGGGUGCCAUUUGGGACGCACCUUCUGUCUGUGGUGUUCUGAUGCUUUCAGUACGUCGCCAGUAUGGGUCCCACGUCACAUUAACACGACAAAGUCUUCUGACUAAGUGGACACGUUUGAGUUGUACCACAGUAAGCUAAUUGCCAGCUGGAUGUAAAUGUGUAUAAAAAGCAAUGUGUUGAUUGCUGUUAUUGGUCAUUUAUGUACAGUUUUUUAAUAACUGUAAAAAUGAGGAAACAUCUAUAGAAGGCAUAAGAGGACAAAAUAUACUUGAAGAAAAAUGCCUAUGUUUAUUUAGUAUUUCUAUUAACCUGUAUAAAAAGUGUUUUAGAACCAGCCGGUAGGGUAUAAAACAAGGUAAAUUUUUAUUGACAUAUACCAGCUGUACAUUAAGAGUUUAUUUAAGACCUGUUCUUUAUGUGAUUUACUACAUCUACAACGCCAUUAAAAAAGAUAUUCUGGAUAUUUUA